UCCAACACUGAUGUUCCCCGGAUGUCAACACUAUCGCUAUUUGUCUCCAUCCGCCGCCUCUCUAAUACUCGACAAACCGAUACCGCUUGUAAAGUUUGGCCUUGCAACGUCACGUCAAUAAGAAAUACAUUUUGUUAAUACAUCUUUUUUUGGGAGUAGUUCCGAGUUCACGGUGAAGGUUGCCGGAAUUCCGAGCCGUCCUUGAACGCCUCAGCAGUACUUGACUGGAGGGAUGUGUUAUUUUGUCUUUCUUCUGCCCAAAUUCACGCCAUGAACGCUCCGUCGUCCUGACGGCACCGCCGCUCACACUCCUUCUUCCACCAGGAGAGGAUAGAAACUCCGUGUUGUCACCCAGGAGAGGCUAGAAAGAAGGACCGGUGACAUGUUUACGUGUUCGCCGAGGACAACAGUGUCGUAGUUCCCGCGUGUGAGGAUGCUCUCGGCGGUUCGAGUGUAGUAGCCACUAUAGUGACUCUAUUACCACUCAACCUAUUUCAUUUUUAUUUUUAUUAACUUACAUUUGUUUGUAAUUGUUGCACUUUUGGAUUUGGAGCGACGUCCCCAAGGAAGGCAAAGACGAGGUCCAUCGGCGAAAACCUUCAUUUAGUAAAGAGAUGACCCUCGUCUUGUCCAUGAAUCCUUUCCUGGAGCCAGAGAGAGAACCUCAUCUUUCAACAUUCCAACCCGGAUGGAAAACCCAGCGCUGCAGUAAGACCUGCUUGUCAAGGAGCACCUCGCCCAGUCACACCCAGGAGAAAUCAAAACAAGAACCUCCCUUUGGGCGACUUCCUGACCAGGUGUCAAUGUCAACAAUCUCCUUCUUCAAGAGGAAGUUUGUCGACGACGAUGAGGCUUCGUUCAGUUUCAGGACAUACUGCCAAACUGUGGCACCAGUUCUGGAGGAGCGGGCACACGUGCUACGUCUCUCCCUGGAGAAGAUGCGUUUCAUCGACGAUCCCGAGGCGUUUCUGCGACGCUCGGUCCUGGUCAACAACCUCCUCCGCCGUCUGAGAACGGAGAUCCUCCUCCAGAGCGCCGACUGGUGCUUCCCUGCCAACCCCUUUCUGACCACCAUCUUGCCACCUGGCUCCAGUCCUACAAACCAGGUGCUCAGCAGGACUGGACCCGCCCCGAUCUGCUUGCCGCCCCAGGCCGGACCGCCGUUUCGUAAGCGGCUCCGCACGGUGCGGGCGGGACCGGGGGAUGACUGCGCGCAGACAUGUUGUUGCCUCUACACCGCGGGUCACUACCUUCCCCUCCCGCUGUCCGUGUACCAGGCAGAACUGCCCUCGCCGCACUCGUCCUCCGUCUUGCAAACACCCGGUCAGCGCAAGUUCGGACUGGGCGCCGUGGAAGGCCAUGAUGGCGAGGGAGAGGAGAUGGACCACCAGGAAGUUAGUGAAAGAAGACAAUCGGGUCAGGUCCAAGGCAAGUCCAAACAGAAAAGUCGGACUCGGAGCCUGCUGGGCCGCACCAGGACUCAGGCGGACUGUGCCAGGACCCAGGCGGACCGCUGCUUGUCAGGUAGCACGGGAGAGGAGGAGGAAGGUGAACUCCGGGAAGACGAAGAGGUGGCACAUUGUGAAUGGAACCCAGAAGAUCUUCUCAGGGUCCACUACUGGUACCAGCGGGGCCACAGACAGAGGAGAAAUCUCAAGUCUGGUGUGAACAUGUGAUGCGAGGUGAGGAUGAUGGAUCAUCUGUUCAUCACACUCGCCAAGGAUGCCUCCAUCUUUGUGUGCACGUCUCAGGUCAUGCAACUGUUGUUACAUCUGCAAAUAUACCCAGUUUAUACCGCACGCCGGGAUAUUACAAGAAAACUAAAUGUUUCCGUACCUGCCAAUGUGUGCAAUAUUUUGGUACCGGUAUCGAUAGCAAAAGUAUUUCGGUCCUUUUUGGUACUUUUCUAAAUAAAGGGGACCAC
Messenger RNA from Entelurus aequoreus (snake pipefish), 1924 nucleotides. RefSeq names its product SERTA domain-containing protein 4-like. Lineage: Eukaryota; Metazoa; Chordata; Actinopteri; Syngnathiformes; Syngnathidae. The transcript is spliced from 5 exons. The coding region runs from base 615 to 1676 and encodes 353 amino acids. Gene Ontology annotation, cellular component: nucleus. The record is from RefSeq and is a predicted model, not a curated record.